CAUACACACAAAAUCUUAGGGCUAGCCAAGUUCCAAGCUUUACCACAUAGCCUCUCCCUUCAUCAAAUCUCUCUCUAAAAGAAGUCUUUUUACCCUUUUUCUUCUUGUUUCCCAAUGUAAUAACGAUUUCUGUUUUUUUUGGUAGCCCAAGAACAACCCGCGACGUAUUUGUACCACUUUUUUUUUUUCUUUUUUCUUUUUAUUUUCCAUUCUAAUAACGAUAUCUGUUUCAUUUGUUAGCCCAAGAACAACACGCGACAGCAAAAUAACAAGAAAGUUUUUUUUUCUCUUGCUAAAGGACCAUUGCCUUUAUCAAAACCUGGCUAGAGAAAGGCUAGCGUUUCCUAUGCAUAAUAGGAAUUGGGUUUUCCUAGUUGGCAAAGAUACUGGUUCACUCUGGCCGCCGCAACAGAUUUAAAGCAUUCUCACACCUCUAGGAGGGUGUGGGGUGAUAACGAGGGUGUGAUAUUGCUUUGUGUUUUAAGGCGAUCAAGAUCAUCUUAUGCUUGGAGACUGUGCCAUGUUUCAAAGGGUUUGUCUCUUGAUUUUGGCUAAGGUUUGCUAGCUUUCUGGAAGUUUGUUGGUAGUUGAAGAUAGUCAGGUAUCAGUUCUAGGCUCUAGGAGUCUGGAUGUUAAGAAACAGAAAUAGUAUGGUUGUUUACUGAUAGCAUUCUUUAUUCAAGUUUAGGCCAAUUGUAGAUGUAGCUCGCGUUAGUAUUGUUACAAUGGUUAGGUUCUCAUGCUUCAAUGCUCACAUCCUUCCUCACAAACCGAAGAAAACAGCCCACCCUUUUGCUGAAGCAAAGCAUAAGAGCUUGGAAGAUUUUUCUCAAAUUCAAGCUCCUAAGGCAUUGACUAACACUUCAAGCUUAGUACUUCCAAAUGCACGAGUAGAUGCUCAAAGUUGGAAUGGUAUCAGGGGUGUGACAAGCUCUGAUGUAUCUGUUGGACAAAGCUGGAUUUCAGACAAAAUUGAGAACAAAAUCAAUGUCAAGAAUGACAUAGGAUCCCAUCAGACAAGGCUUAUUAGGAAAAGUCAGUCUCUCGGGAGUGGAUUAUGCCUCGAGGGAAGGGAUCUAUGUGACAAUGAUACUGAGGAGGAGAUAGAUCAAGGAGUAUAUAGUGAUUACCUUGAUCAAAAUGUGUUACUUAGACCAAAUGGCAGCAAGGAUUCAGGAAUAAGUCCAACUAGUGAGGAUAUGAAAGCUCAGCAACUAGAAUCUGUUAAUAAGAGUUCUGAAUUUGUCAAGAAGGAAUCCAUAUUCUCAAUUGGUGAUGCUCAGCAUUCUGAAAAUGAAGGCCCUGAAAAUUCUGAUACUCCAUUAUCUGGUGGAGGUGGUAAUGUCUCUGGUGACCAGUCACCUCACAGCCAUCCCAUCAUUGAAAAAGCAUGUACUUUUUCAGACAUGGGCUCUUGUGCACCGACUUUUCAUAGACAUUCUUGUGAAUAUUUAGCACCUCGGUCAAGAUCCUCUGAGGACCUCAAUGCUCUAGACUUGAGGUGGAAAACAAUUUCAAUUCAUGGGAAUGAAACUCAAAAAAUGAAAGAAAAAGAAUGGGAUGUUAAUGUGCCUAAAACUGAGGAAAACAAUUCAGAAAGUUGUCUUGAUGAAGGUUUUGAUCUUUAUAAUUACUCAGCUUUGGCAAAGGACUGGAUAAUGCCAGUUAUAGACGAAGUGAACCUGGCAAAAAAUCUCCAAGGGGAAUCCUCCACUCAGCUGUGGGAAGAAUUGCCGAGUAAGGAUUUUAAAAUGAAGCGUAUCGUGGACUGGGUAAACAAACUUCAACAUUAUGAUUCUUUUGAAGAAACAAAUGGAUUGCCUGAUGCCGAUGACCCAGUUGAGGGAGAUUCCAAUGAUUUGAUUUCUGCCAAGGUUGAUAAGAAGGACACUCCUGGUAUAAAAGCUGCUAAAAGAUACAUCUCUUCUCUGAGUGUCUCUGCUACCACAGCUCAUAUGUCAGACCUUGGGCUGGAAGUGAUCCCAUUUCUUACUGUAUUUGGUAGCCUGAGGGUGCUUAAUUUAUCAGGAAACUCUUUUGUAAGAAUGUCGGCUGGUGCCCUCCCUCGAGGACUUCGUAUGCUGAAUUUGUCAAGAAACAAUAUUUCCACCAUUGAGGGUUUACACGAGCUCACCCGCCUCCGUGUACUGGAUUUGAGCUACAAUCAAAUAUUCAGAAUUGGACAUGGUCUGGCAUCGUGUUCCUCCCUGAAAGAGCUAUACUUGGCUGGAAAUAAAAUAAGCGAGGUAGAGGGUCUCCACCGUUUGUUGAAACUGACCUUGCUGGAUCUGCGUUUCAACAAAAUCUCUACCGCUAAAUGUCUGGGCCUACUUGCAGCUAACCACAGUUCCUUGCAAGCCAUCAGCUUGGAAGGAAAUCCAGUGCAGAAAAGUGUUGGAGAUGAACAACUCAAGAAAUAUCUACAAGGCCUUCUUCCCCAUCUGCUUUACUUCAAUCGGCAGUCAAUUAAAGCCAGCACUUUGAAGAACUUGGUCCAUCGAUCAGUUAGGGUAGGCAUCAAUGCCCAUCAAUUUGAUCGUGGCCUCAGGUCAGAGAGCAAAGCUGUGAGAAAGGUUAGCCAUGGUCUAGCUGGUUCAAGGCCAUUACCUUCAUCAACUCAUGUUCGUAAAAGUCAACCUUUGACCUCAACUAAACGGUCAAGUGGAAGGCAUCUCCGCUCACAACCAAGUAGAACCCAAUCAACAACAGGCCAUCAUCAUCAUUUCAUUGAUCCUGGUAGCAAACUCCUGAACUUUAGAUCGGAGUUCUUAGUUCAUAGGAGUCAAAGUGAGGGGACUCUGAUAGCGUUCUAAGAGAUUUUCUAUUAUGCUUUCCGAAGUCUGGUUAGUACAUUACUUUGUGUGGACGUACGGUUUUCUGUCAUUAUUUGUUACUCAAAGCAGUAGAGGUUGUUGUCAAAGAACCGGCCUCUUAAUAGAAUGGUAUAUGAGAAUCAAGUUGCAGCUUGAAAAUGGCUCUAAUGUGAUGGAGAACGGAAGGCAAAUAUACAUUUUA
Populus euphratica (Euphrates poplar) is the source of this 3015-nucleotide messenger RNA. RefSeq lists its product as uncharacterized. Bases 726 to 2813 code for a protein of 695 amino acids. The transcript has 5 exons. Gene Ontology annotation, cellular component: cytoplasm. Gene Ontology annotation, molecular function: protein binding. Lineage: Eukaryota; Viridiplantae; Streptophyta; Magnoliopsida; Malpighiales; Salicaceae. The record is from RefSeq and is a predicted model, not a curated record.